Molecule: messenger RNA, 2013 nt
Organism: Miscanthus lutarioriparius
Lineage: Eukaryota; Viridiplantae; Streptophyta; Magnoliopsida; Poales; Poaceae
Source: the annotation of a GenBank genome assembly
AUGCAUCUUCUCCGUCCUUUUGUUCUCUCUGUGCUCCUUUUCGUCACCCUGCACGCACCCUCGCCCUCCGCCGCCGCAGACACGCUCCGACGCGGCCAUGCACUAGCCGGCAGUGAGAAGCUUGUCUCGGCCAAUGCCAAGUUCGCGCUCGGCUUCUUCCAAACAGGGAGCUCGUCCUCGUCCUCUAAAAACACCCUCAAUUACUCCUACCUCGGCAUAUGGUUCAACAAAGUCCCCGUGCUGACCCCUGUGUGGACAGCCAACAGGGACAAUCCGGUCUCCAAUUUCACUUCGCCGGAGCUCAUCAUUUCCGGCGACGGCAACAUGGUUGUCUUAGCUCAGGGCACCACCAUCUGGUCUACCCGGGCAAACACAGCAACCAACGACACCGUCGCUGUGCUCUUGGGCAAUGGCAACCUUGUCCUACGGAGCUCCUCCAACUCUUCGCUCACAUUCUGGGAAAGCUUCGACUACCCGACAGACACAAUGCUAUCCGGUGUAAAGAUUGGAUGGAACAAGGCCACCGGCUUGAACCGCCGACUUGUUUCGAGGAAGAAUUCCAUUGAUCUAUCUUCAGGUGUAUACUCCUCGAGGAUGGACCACGAUGGGGUUGCCAGGAUGCUAUGGAACUCAUCUGUUGUGUAUUGGUCUAGCACGUGGAAUGGUAGAUUCUUCAGUUCGGUACCAGAGAUGUCUGCAGGUUCUGGCCCUAUAGCCAAUUAUACCUUCGUCAACAACGACCAAGAGCUUUACUUCACCUACAACAUAUUUGAUGAGAGCAUAAUCAUACACACUAGGCUACAUGUCUCUGGACAAAGCCAAUGGCGCAUUUGGACCGGGCAGGAUUGGAUGACAGUGAACAACCAGCCAGCACAUCACUGUGAUGUGUAUGCUGUCUGUGGCCCUUUCAUGGUCUGCACUUCUAGUGCAGAUCCUUAUUGCAGUUGCAUGCAUGAAGGGAUUCUCUGUGAGAUCACCUGCGGAUUGGGAGAUAGAGGACAGAACAGGAGAAAUGGGAAGUGGUCUAGACCCGUAGUAGACAAUGAUAAAGGUAGUGUUGGCAUAAUUGCAUUCAAAUAUUCUGACUUGCAAGAUGCAACAAAAAAAUUCUCGGAGAAGCUAGGCGCGGGUGGUUUUGGUUCUGUAUUUAAGGGAUGCCUAAGUGAGCCGAUUGUCAUAGCAGUGAAAAGGCUCGAUGGAGCUCGACAAGGAGAGAAGCAAUUCAGGGUAGAAGUAAAUUCAAUUGGAAUCAUCCAACAUAUAAAUUUAGUCAAAUUGAUUGGAUUUUGCUGUGAAGGUGAUAGGAGGUUACUCGUGUAUGAGCACAUGCCAAAUGGCUCCCUGGAUUCUCAUAUAUUCGAAAGUUACGGUACAACUUUAGAUUGGAACAUUAGAUACAAAAUAGCAAUUGGAGUUGCUAGAGGUCUAGCAUACUUGCACCAUGGUUGUCGAGACUGCAUCAUACACUGUGACAUCAAACCACAGAACAUACUUCUGGAUGCAUCAUUUGUUUCAAAAAUCGCAGAUUUUGGGAUGGCAAAGUUUCUCGGGAGGGAUUUCAGCCAUGUUGUGACUACAAUGCGAGGAACUGUUGGAUAUCUUGCUCCAGAAUGGAUAAGUGGAACACCUAUUACUCCCAAAAUUGAUGUUUAUAGCUAUGGGAUGGUCUUGCUAGAGAUCAUAUCUGGAAAGAGGAACUCUAUUCAACAUUCAUCUAGUGAUAUUGAAGGCCAAGGAGACUAUUUACCUGUGCAAGUUGCACACAAGCUUCUCCAUGGAGACAUUUUGAGAAUUGUGGAUGCAAACUUGCAUGGCGAAGUGAACAUGGAGGAAGUCGAAAGGGUUUGCAAAAUCGCAUGUUGGUGCAUCCAAGAUCGUGAGUUGGAUCGGCCCACAAUGAUUGAGGUGGUACAAUUUCUCGAGGGAAUAUGUGAACCAGAAAUUCCUCCAAUGCCAAUGCUACUCUACGCUUUUGCCGUAGGCGGCUCAUAUCAGGGGGAGUGUAAUAUGUAG